AUGGGCAGCAAGCAGACUGUCUUCACUCAUGAGCAGAUGGAAGCAUAUCAGGACUGUACGUUCUUCACAAGGAAGGAGAUCAUGAGGCUCUUCUAUCGCUACCAGGACCUGGCCCCUCAGCUCGUCCCUCUGGACUACACCAGCUGCCCUGAUGUGAAGGUCCCCUAUGAGCUCAUUGGCAGUAUGCCUGAGUUGAAGGACAACCCCUUCCGCCAGAGGAUUGCCCAGGUCUUCUCAGAUGAUGGAGAUGGCCACAUGACUCUCAACAACUUCCUAGAUAUGUUUUCUGUGAUGAGUGAAAUGGCUCCCCGCGACCUCAAGGCCUAUUAUGCUUUUAAAAUUUAUGACUUUAACAAUGAUGACUACAUCUGUGCAUGGGAUCUGGAGCAGACGGUGACCAAGCUGACUCGGGGGGAGCUGAGCGCCGAGGAGGUGAACCUGGUGUGUGAGAAGGUGCUGGACGAGGCUGAUGGGGACCAUGAUGGGCGGCUGUCCCUGGAAGACUUUCAGAACAUCAUCUUGAGAGCCCCCGACUUCCUCAGCACCUUCCACAUUCGAAUCUGAGAGAACCAUGGAGGAGAAAUUGAGCUACAGAAGGGCAGGUUGACCUUUUGCCCCAUUGUGGAGUCUGGUCUUGGGGAAUAAACACAAGUCACUGAGU
This is a messenger RNA of Nycticebus coucang (slow loris), 661 nucleotides long. It is a transcript of the gene CIB3, whose product is annotated as calcium and integrin binding family member 3. Bases 1 to 564 code for a protein of 187 amino acids. The record is from RefSeq and is a predicted model, not a curated record. Gene Ontology annotation, molecular function: calcium ion binding. Lineage: Eukaryota; Metazoa; Chordata; Mammalia; Primates; Lorisidae. The transcript is spliced from 6 exons.